Dicentrarchus labrax (European seabass) is the source of this 6838-nucleotide messenger RNA. It is a transcript of the gene phldb2b, whose product is annotated as pleckstrin homology-like domain, family B, member 2b. The record is from RefSeq and is a predicted model, not a curated record. Gene Ontology annotation, molecular function: protein binding. The transcript has 25 exons. Gene Ontology annotation, cellular component: basal cortex. Bases 345 to 4850 code for a protein of 1501 amino acids. NCBI's taxonomy places the organism in Eukaryota, Metazoa, Chordata, Actinopteri, Moronidae. Gene Ontology annotation, biological process: regulation of microtubule cytoskeleton organization.
CCACAUUCCUCCACACGUCGCAAUUGGCUGAGGCCGCCGGCUUUUUUUUUUCUUCUUUCUUUUUUACGUUUGUGUACGUUUUUUAUGUGUGUGUGUGUGUGUGUGUGUAUGUGUGUGUGUGUGUGUGUGUGUGUGUGUGUGUAUAUGAAUGUGUCAGAGAGGAGUUAAAGUCAUUCAAAGACAUCCGCAGAUUGCCCAUGCUGCACAGGGAAUGUAUUCGCUGUCAAGAGAGAGACUGUAACCACAGCAUUGGGAGAAGUGACAGAAUAUUUCCGGGACUUUUGUCGGGCGACUCAAUCCUGGAUCUUGGAUCAACUGCGUGAUAUUGUGUCCUUUCCUGCAGGAUGACAGAAGUGGCCGGUCCCGCUUCAAUAAUGGACUCUGAGAUGAUGUUCCAACCAGAGUCAGAUCAGAUGUCUCCAGUUGAACCUAAGUCUCCGCCACUGGACCUGAUUGACACAGGGAAGGGACUGAAGGUCCAGACAGCCACGCCUCAUCUGGUGAGCCUGGGCAGCGGGAGGCUGAGUGUGGCAAUCACCCUGCUGCCACUGAAAGAAGGAGUGACCCGCAUAGGCCGAGAGGAUGCUCUAAUUCCUCAAGAUAUCACUAUCCAGGGCCCUGGCAUCGAGGCAGAGCACUGUCUUAUCAUCAAUGAAGGAGGGGUAGUGACCCUGGAUCCCUGUGGUCACCUCUGCAGUCUGGAUGGAGUACAGGUCACUGUGCCCACCCCACUCACACAGGGUUAUUCCCUGUGUCUGGGUAAGUCCUAUUUCUUCCGGUUCAACCAUCCCGAGGAGGCCAGCAGAAUGAAGAGCAUGCUUCCACCAAAGAGCCCUGUGUCCGCUUUAGCCUACAACACAGACUACCUGAAGUUUAGCAGUGACUAUAGCCAUGCGGUGGUGGGCGGCACCAGCAGUGCUAGGGGCAUGCGAUCGGCCUCCGAGCUCCGGGAUUUGAUGGACACUCUGCAGCGCAAGAAGAUUGCCCUGGAGAACAGCCUGAGAGCCAAUGGGAAUGCUAACCCCUCCUACUUCAGCGUGACACAGUCUCCACCCACCACACCUAUCACGAGUCCUGCCACAUCCUCAUCAGCCUAUCAGGAACAGGCAAGGCGUUUCUAUGGCACAGAUCGUCCGCCCAUGUCUUUGAAAUCUGCUUCCCCUCUUUCCCCGGGACGGCGAUCCGACCCUUCCUCUUCUCUGGGCUCUCGCACAUCCAUGGGUCGUAACCAGGACAACUUCGGCGUCAGUGAUAGCAGGCGGCCUCACAACCCAGGCUCCUCUACUUUACUGUCCACGUGGAACGGCGGAGGCUCUUCGAUUUCCGUUGAUGGCAGCAAUAGCCUCCACCUCUCUAUUCCUCCCUCCUCCGUCUCAUCCCGCACUCCAUCAACAGGAGGUGCGGCGAGCAUGCCCUCAAGUCCCCGUCUUGGCCGACGUAGCUAUGGCAACCAAGAGCCAUCGCCCAGCAGUCGAACCAGGAAAUACUCAGCAGGGUCGAUGACUGGGAUGAUGGGAGGAGGGCACAGUCGCUCUCUGCCACGCCUCUGCCCCUCUCCAUCUCCCCGUGACAACAACAACGGUGGACUGACCUUGUCAACGCUGCCCCCACGGCGAUCUGAUGUUGCUGGGGGUUACAAAUUCAGCAAAGACCAUUACAACAACAGCCAGAAUGCCAGCCCUGACCUCAACCACAAGUCAAGUAACUCCAGCCAGCUUUCCUCCAUCAGGAAUCAAAUCCAGUCCACAACUCAGGGAGAAGGUGUUGUGUCUAUCUCCCUCUCUACCCCUAAGUUGCCCUCCACCACCCCCGUCUCUUCCACAACUGCUCCACCUGACGUGACCAUCCCAUCCAGGGCGGGGGGCUCUUCUUCUCCUCGUGUGGCCAAAAAACUCAGCCUGACCUCCACUAGCUCUGUGGGAUCCAUCAGCUCCACAGGUUCCAGCCCUCCAGAACUAGAACGGCUGACCAGCCGUGGAGUCUCCCCAGGAGUGGAUCUGUAUUUGGGGGAGAGGCGAGGGGUAGGCCCAGAACUCACUGGUGCCCCUGGGAUGGGCCUUGGAGAGAGAAGGUCUUCCUUUGGGAAGGCAGGGCUGGAAGCUGGAAUGGGGCUGGGCGAGAGGAGGGCAUCAUUUGGAAAGGCAGGCAUGACCCCACCAGGGGGUUUCAGGGAAAGAAGGGGCAGUAUCAGCUCCCUGAGUGGGAAGGAGGAGCUGACCGACUACCACCAUCGCCAAAAAGAGGAGAGACUCCGUGAGCAGGAGGUGGAGAGACUGGAGCGACAGAGGCUAGAGACCAUCUUGUCUCUGUGUUCGGAGCUGGGCCGGGCUGAGAGAGAUGGAGGUAGCCCAACAACAAGUCCCACUUCCGCUGUGGCAGAUCUCCAAAAGAUCAACCAGGAGCUUGAGAAGCUUCAGCUGAACGACGACGAUGAUGACGACGACAUGCCAUCUGUCUUUUCGGACUCUUCAGCUGUUAAUGGACACAUGGCCUCCCCUAGAUCAGAGAAUGGCUACUAUGAUGAUGAUCUACAGGUACGACGGAGACGCAGCAGCGGUCACCGAGACAACAGGGCAGAAUCACCCACUGUCAGUCUGCGAAGCUACGCUCCCUCACCUUCUCCACGCACACAGAGGACCAAUGAGGCUCUAGAUGAUGCAGCUCGUCGCCGAGGACUGGAAAUGAGGCCCUCGGAGGAGGAAGUGAGGCGUGUGGAAGAGGAGAGGAUCCAGGUCCUGAACAACAUGGAGGAGCUGGAGCAAAAGAUCAAAGAGCUGGACAACCAAGUGGAGGAAUCUGCCCGAGAGGUGGAGGUUGAGCGAGCUCUUGUGGAGGCUGAGAUGGAGUCAGAGGUAGCUGCUCUCCAGCAGGAAAAAGAUACCCUGGAAACACUUCACAACAAGAUGGCUGACCUAGAGACCAAGUCCCAGCAGGAAAAAGAAAAGGCGUGUGAGUUGCUGCAGGCAGAAAGGGGCAGAGUAGAGAGGUUGGCUCAGAUUGUGUGUGAGCAGCGCUCCCAGCUGGACAGCUGCCCUGAGGCCACCAAGGAGCCCCUGCAGGAGCAGCUGGCCAGGGACUGCGAGGUGCUCGAGAUGGAGACGAAGCGCUUCGAGGACCUGGAGUUCCAGCAACUAGAGCGAGAGAGCAGGCAGGACGAGGAAAAGGAGACCCAUACUCAACAGCUCCUCCGGGAGAUCGCGGACUACCAGCGCAGCAGUGUCACUCGCAAGGAGCGACUGUUAACGCUGAAGAAGCAGGCAACACAGAUUACCCAGCAGGCUCAGCGAGAGAAGGAGAGCUUUUUGAAGGAGAGGAGCACCCUUGAAGCAAUGCUGCAAAGAGAGAAAGAAAACCUCACCACACUGGAAAGAAAAUAUGCUGACCUCACUGGUGGCCGGGGUUUCACCCUAAGGGAGGGCUAUGUCACAGUCAGUGAAAUCAAUGAGCUUUACUCACAGCUUGGGGGGGACCCUAAACCCGCCCCUCGCUCCACUCUGGCCAAUGCCUUUCCUGAGUCUGUGGCAAACCCCUCCCCUGACGGCGACACCCCCAAACCACCAGAGGAUGAGCUCUGUCAUUCUUCCUCCCCUGCCGACUGUCACUCAUCUUCCUCCUCUUCUUCCUCCUCCCAUCUAAAUCCCCGCCCCCUCCCCAAACCACCCUCUGUGCACUGGCCAGAGAACAUGGUGUCAUAUCGAGACCCCUCUCCCCUCCCUGACUCUCCCCCACCUCCCCUUCCUGUCAAAAAACACCAUCACCGACACAGGCAGCAUUUCCGUUUGCUGGAAGAGAGGAAGAGGUCUGAGAAAGAAGGCGGCUCCCAUCUAAGUGACACAUUACCCAGGAAGAAAACCACACCCACCAUGACCCCCCAGUUCACGUGUGCAACGCUGGGACGCAGCUACCCUAACAAGUCCCAUCAGCCCCUGGUACAAAGCACAAGUUGUGGCAGCAUUCUUCCAAGAAUCCUGUCCUUAUCCAAUAAGGAAACUGAAUCUCGACGUCUGCAUAAAGGUCAGCCCAGCUCCCGAACAGCUUCCCAGACCAAUGUCUACCUCGAUGCCUUUGGGUACCGUGACAACCAAGCGUUUGACACAAUGAGCGUGGAUAGUACCGACUCCAUCGAAACCAGCAUCUCUGCUUGCUCACCUGACAAUGUCUCCAGUGCCAGCACUUCAAAUGUGGCCAAGCUAGAGGAGAUGGAGCGUCUGCUGAGAGAAGCCCAGGCAGAGAAGAGAAGCCUCAUCGAACACAAGGAGCGAGAGAUGGACAUGCGAAAGCAGGCACUGGAGGAGGAGCGGAGGAGAAGGGAGGAUCUGGAGAAGAGGCUACAGGAGGAGACAAACAGACGCCAGAAACUCAUUGACCGCGAGGUGAAAAUGCGAGAAAAACAGAGGGCGCAGUCCCGGCCACUGACGCGGUACCUGCCUGUGAGAAAGGACGAUUUUGACCUACGGGCUCACAUCGAGUCUGCGGGCCACAGCGCAGACACAUGCUUCCACUUGUCCAUCUCGGAAAAAACCUGCCGUGGCUACUUGAUCAAAAUGGGAGGCAAAAUCAAAACUUGGAAGAAACGUUGGUUCGUCUUUGACCGCAACCGACGCACGCUCUCCUACUAUGCAGAUAAGCAUGAAGCCAAGCUGAAAGGAGUUAUCUACUUCCAAGCUAUUGAAGAAGUAUAUUAUGAUCACCUGAAGAAUGCACAUAAGAGCCCAAACCCCUCCCUGACCUUCAGUGUGAAGACUCACGACAGAGUCUACUACAUGGUUGCUCCCUCUCCUGAGGCCAUGAGGAUCUGGAUGGAUGUGAUUGUCACCGGAGCCGAGGGAUACACCCAGUUCAUGGUGUAGUGAAGGGGCACGAUGUACCAACGUGCUUCGGCUCUUUGUGGCUUAAAAGACUGUUUUCCAUCCCCUUUCUUCUCCUUGGACUUUUAAAGUGCCUGGAUGGAUGUUAUUGUCAUCUAUGCUGAAGAAUGAACAGAGUUAAGUUGUAGCAACUACAACUUAAUGAUUUUUAAACCUUUUAUCCACCUCAUUUGCAAGACGGGCAGGGUUUAAAAUCAUACGUGGAGGAUUUGUGUGAAAUUGUAGGCAGAUGCAAGAUCAUAAUUUGACAUUUUUUUAGGCAAUCUGGUUCAGUCCUAGAGAAGUAGAUCUGAAAUUUGCUGUGGUGCGCUGCUGUGCCUCGUAGUGAGUUCAGGUGCAUCUCAAAGUUUUUCUCAAGCGUAAAGGACAUUCAUGUAAAGAAAAAAAAAAAACCUUAUUGACCAUAAUUCAGCAUCUCCUUUUUAGGAUAAAAUGCUUUUUACAAAUAUUUUUUAUGUGUCGAAGACUCCAGUUUCUACCAGUUUGAGUGGCUCUAUAUGAUGUUAUUAUCAACAUCUCGAACAUCAACUAGGAAUACAUACCAGUGAAUCAGUAGUUGGGUUUAGAAAUGUGCCAUACAAAGCCUAAACCGUUUUAACAUUUCUCAUGUGACUUGUGGUCAAUUAUGCAAUGAUUUUAAUCAGUUUUAGACCAUUUCCUGUACAUAAUUAAAAAACUGCAUAUUAAUUUAGUAAAGGUAGUUAAGCAUAUGCAUUUUAAUUUUCUACUUUUUUCAUCUUGAUUUAAUUUCAUGUAUCAUUACUGUGGCAUUCUCAGGUCUUAACUGUGUGUGUGUGGGUGUGCAUGCAUGCAUCCUACGCUCACGUGUGGAUUUAUACACGUGUGCUAAAGAAGUGCCUGUUUUGUGUGCAUAUUCUAUGUACACGCCUAUUUACUGUGAGCUUCUAAUGUAGCUCCGAGGUGCUAUUCUUACAUGGUAAAUGACACUAGCAACACUCCUCGUGUAAAACCAUUAAAUUGGGGUGUAACAAUACACUCCAAAUGGAGUUUUAUAAUGGAUUACUGUUCUGGGUUUACAGUGUCACCACAGGCUCAGAAAUGAAGCUCAAACAACUGUUAAAACAGCGACUUGUUAUUUUCCAAUAGAAGGAGUUAAAUAAACACGAGGAAUAAUGACUAAAAGGCACAACGUUGUGAUAUUUGUACAUUUUGUUUCUAAGUUGUAGUUAGUUUUAAGAUAGUUACGGUCCAUUAGAAAUUUAAGAUUCCUGUUUGUGCCUUUUUUUAUCAUAUUUUGUGUGACAGUAUUUUGACAAGCCUAUUAUCUAUAUUUUUAAGAGCUGCAUGUAUCUAUAUACUAAAUGCCAAACUGCCUGUCUGUGGUGAGAAAACACACGAAUGUGCAAAAUAUGGUCCUGUGUGGUUUUGUGAGAAAGAGCCCCUGUAGGAUUAAGUUGUCUUUUAAGGUGUCCGGAGGAAAAAAAAUCUAUGGUACACACACUCCCUUAAGAGGCCUUUAGUCAUUAAAGCUGACUGAGUAUCAUGCUGCUUGGUCCACUGCAUUUUAUUGCAUUGCUUUUAUUACCACUAAUUCAAUGUUUUAGUUAAACUACCACUGAAGCUGCUUUUAUAUUGUAUAUCAUACUCCAUACUACGUCUGAAUAAUUCAGUCCACUGAUCAUCCUGCCUCUUGGUGGUUUUUUUUUUGUUUGUUUUGUUUUAAUGACCAAAGUACAUGUUUAUGUGGUAUAGUGUAUAUGUGGUUUCUUUGCUUUUACUUCUCUUUGUACAGCCAGAUAAGAUCAAAUGAUAUCUGUUGUUACAUGAUGGGCACAUGGUUGUUUUCCACCAACUAAAGGAGCUGUUACAGUGGAAGCUUCCAUGAACCCAACUUUUUUUUUAAUCAUUAAUUUUUUUAUGUUGAUCCUACUGUAUUUAUGCCAUUACCAAUGCAUGUAUCUUAAUUUUGUAUUUCCAUAUGAAUAAUAAAAAAAUAUAUUUUACCUUUA